UCUUUACGUGCUUAAGUGCAGAAGGCCACAAUUAACUAUAUACGAACUUCCAGUUAGCACCGGAAGUCAGGUUAUUUUAAUUUAAACAUUUUCUCCCGAACGGAAUUAGAUAGAUGACCGGCAUGACUGUUGUUUUCAGGAAGAGUAUGAUGCACAGGGGAAAACUAUUAAAAUAGAGACUAUUAUUAAAUAUAUUUCAUUUCAUUUCAUUAUAUUUAUUCAAUAUAAGUUAUUUAUAACAACAUGUUUUUACCAAUCAUUAUUAACAAAUAAAAAUCAAAAACCAUUCUUUAUAAAUUCUAACAAUCACAAAUGGAUCUCUGUCAUCUAAUAGAAAAUGAAUCAAAGCGAUUUAAAGAAAAAAAAGGUUUUUUAAGUAAUUGGUUUGAUCAAAGAUUCAAGAAAUGCACAACCAAUAUAACUAAGAUGCUUUCCAUAAAAGACAUAAAGAAAAUCUUUGCAAAAAACAAAGAAAAACCACAUGAAACUACACAACUCUGGCGCAAUAUAACAUCCGAAGAAGAAAGAGAUGGAUCAUCCAACAAGUGGUAUAGAUUCAAAAGCGUUAACGUUUCUCUUGAAUCUGGAGAUAGUCAACAGAAUCAAUGCGAUAGUAGUGGUUAUGAAAUCCUAGAAGCGAAAUCCAUGGGUGAUGCAAAAAACUUGGAAGAUGCUUCAACUAUUGUGAUGACAGAAUCUCAAUCAUCGUGCUCAUCUAGUGUCAUAACUGUGAUUGAAAUGAUUGAAAAUAAUUCUGAGGACAAUGUUGAGAAUUGGAAGGAACCGGAAAGCGUUUCUAUACUAGAAGAACAGGAAAUUAACAACAGGGAAAUGAUGUAUAUACCCAUAAGCAAUAUCGAAAUAGAAGUUCCGAUCGAAGCGAAAUAUUUUUAUUUGGAUCCAGCUCAGAUUUGUUCCACUAAAGAAAACUAUGAAGAAUUAAUUACGAAUAUUUUGAAAGUUGGCGAACAAGAAAUAAAGACCAAUUUUCGACAAGACACAGCAAAAUCUGAUGGUACAAUCAGAUCUCCCAACAUUAUGGAAAUCAAUCAACAAAUUUUGGAGAUUUCUAAUGAAACUGAAGAAAAAUGUCUUCUUGAUCAGCCUGAUUAUAGUUUUCCAGUACUAAGUUCUGAAAAUACUGAUUCCAGUGACUGGAAAAUCAAAUCAUUCACUGAAGUGAGAUGUGUACAAUCUUCUGAAGAAAAUGACCAAUUGGAAUUUAGUGAAGAAAGUAAUUACGAAGAUUCCACAAUUGAUUUACAAUCGGCAGAAAAAUCACUUUCAAAAUCUUUGCAAUUUCCAGUUCUUUCUCAAAAUCAAGAAAUUCAAUCUAGAGAACCGAUAGCAAUUUUGGAGAAUAGCCAAUCUUCUUCGGAAGAAUGGUUGUCUGCUCAAUCUAAAUCGAGCAGCGAAUCAAAUUGCGAAAGCAAAGAAUAUCCAACAUUUGGACGAACAGAAAGAGCAAAUUCCGAUACCUGUCAAGUAACUCUCCACAAAAAUAAUAGUUUUACUUUGGGUUUUGACAUGUACGAAAAUCUUGGCGAAGUUCGAAUAACCGAGAGGUUAACUAUGAUUCAUCCGAAGGAUGAAGCCACAAGAAAUUUGUCACAUGAGAAUAAAGAAGAGGAAGAAGAAUCUUCGAAGAGAGUAAAUGAAGCAAAAUAUGUGGAAUCCACAACAGAAAUAUUCUACGAUGCAACCAGUCCAGACUAAUUCAAUCCUUCCAAAUUGACGAAAUUUAUAAAAUACACUUUUAAUAAUUUUAAUAAAUUAUUUAAUUGUAGCUGAAUAUAUCUUUUUCAAUAAUCUAUCGUUAAAUUUUUUUACCGAAACUUGACGUCAAAAAUAUCGAAUUAACAACACAUUAAAAAAGCAUUUUAUGUAUUCGAAGCCCAGGUAAACACUUCUAAUUAUCUAACGAUUUAUAUUUGAUGGAGAU
Molecule: messenger RNA, 1942 nt
Organism: Centruroides sculpturatus (bark scorpion)
Lineage: Eukaryota; Metazoa; Arthropoda; Arachnida; Scorpiones; Buthidae
Exons: 3
Coding region: 313-1716 (467 amino acids)
Source: RefSeq, a predicted model, not a curated record